Molecule: messenger RNA, 6752 nt
Organism: Dicentrarchus labrax (European seabass)
Lineage: Eukaryota; Metazoa; Chordata; Actinopteri; Moronidae
Gene: kif16ba
Product: kinesin family member 16Ba
Exons: 25
Coding region: 315-5912 (1865 amino acids)
Biological process (GO): microtubule-based movement
Molecular function (GO): phosphatidylinositol binding; microtubule binding; microtubule motor activity
Source: RefSeq, a predicted model, not a curated record
GUCUGUAAUGUUUUCAUCAGCUGACGCUCUGAAGCUAACAGCUAACAGCUAACAGCUCCGUUAACGGGACCGUGGAUGUGAGCCGGUUCACACCGGACAGCGACAACAUCAGCCCCCCCACCCUGUCGCUAUCUGUCGGUGGCUGUGUGCUCCUCGGUCGGUCGGUCGGUCGGUCGGUCGGUCGGUUAUCUUUCAGACUUUAAACUCUUUAUCUCGCGGUUGUCUCAUGCUAGCUCGUUAGCCUGUUAGCUCGCGGCUAUAAAGCGGCGUCGCGCGCUCUGAGGCUAACGGACCGGACCGCAGCGGGAUGAGCGAUGGCAUCGGUUCGGGUGGCUGUACGGGUCCGACCCAUGGACAGGCGGGAAAAGGACUUGUCUGCAAAAUGCAUCAUCGAGAUGGAAGGAACCAAAACCUCCAUCACCAACCUGAAGAUCCCCGAUAGCAUCGCAGGCGAAUCGAUGAGGGAUCGAACCAAAACCUUUACGUACGACUUCUCCUACGACUCCAUGGACUGUAAGAGCUCCUCGUUCGUCUCCCAGGAAAAGGUUUUCAAGGAUCUGGGCUCGGACGUGCUGAAGGCGGCGUUCGAGGGCUACAACGCCUGCGUCUUUGCCUACGGUCAGACCGGCUCGGGGAAGUCCUACACCAUGAUGGGAAAUCCAGGAGAUGCCGGUCUGAUCCCGAGGAUCUGUGAAGGUUUGUUCAGCCGAAUCUCUGCGGCGACUCGAUGGGAUGAAGCUUCAUUUCGUACAGAAGUCAGCUACCUGGAGAUCUACAACGAGAGGGUGAGGGACCUGCUGAGGAGGAAAUCCACUCAGACCUACAACCUGAGAGUCAGGGAGCACCCGAAAGACGGGCCGUACGUAGAAGAUCUGUCCAAACACCUGGUGCAGAACUACAGCGACGUGGAGGAGCUGAUGGAGGCUGGAAACAUCAACCGCACCACCGCCAGCACCGGCAUGAACGACGUCAGCAGCCGCUCGCACGCCAUCUUCACCAUCAACUUCACACAGGCUAAGUUUGAUGCAGAGAUGCCCAGUGAGACGGUCAGUAAGAUCCACCUGGUCGAUCUGGCUGGCAGCGAGCGAGCCGACGCCACCGGAGCGACGGGUGUCCGACUGAAAGAAGGAGGAAACAUCAACAAGUCGCUGGUCACCCUGGGCAACGUCAUCUCCUCUCUGGCUGACAUAUCACAGGACGGUGUGAACACCAACCUGAAGAAGAAGUCGGUGUUUGUUCCCUACAGAGACUCGGUGCUGACGUGGCUGCUGAAAGACAGCCUGGGCGGCAACUCCAAGACCAUCAUGAUCGCCACCGUUUCCCCCGCUGACGUGAACUACGGCGAGACGCUCAGCACUCUGCGGUACGCUAACCGAGCCAAGAACAUCAUCAACAAACCCACCAUCAACGAGGACUGCAACGUCCGGCUCAUCAGAGAACUGCGGGCUGAAAUCGCCCGACUAAAGGCUCUGCUGGUUCAGGGCAACCAGAUUGCUCUCCUGGAUUCGCCCACUGCUCUCAGUAUGGAGGAGAAACUGCACCAGAAUGAAGCCAGAGUUCUGGAGCUGACGAAAGAGUGGACCAACAAAUGGAACGAGACACAGAAUAUUCUCAAGGAGGAGACUCUGGCUCUGAGAAAAGAGGGGAUCGGUGUGGUGUUGGACUCUGAGCUGCCUCAUCUCAUCGGCAUUGACGACGACCUCCUGAGUACCGGCAUCAUCCUGUACCAUUUAAAGGAGGGACGGACGUACGUGGGCAGAGAUGACGCGUCCACAGAGCAGGACAUCAUCCUGCACGGUUUGGACCUGGAGAGUGAACACUGUAUGUUUGAGAACCAGAACGGCAAAGUGACCCUGGUGCCCCUCGGCGGAGCUCAGUGUUCAGUUAACGGAGUUCAAGUGUCGGAGCCGUCGCAGCUCAACCAAGGUGCCGUGAUUCUGCUCGGCAGGACCAACAUGUUUCGGUUCAACCACCCGAAGGAGGCGGCGAAGCUGAGGGAGAAACGAAAGAGCGGCCUGCUCUCUACGUUCAGCCUCUCUAUGACAGAUCUGUCCAAGUCCUGUGAAAACCUGUCCACUGUGAUGCUCUACAACCCCGGUCUCUUCACUGAGAAGGGCCCCGUCUUCCUCAGGUUGGAGUUUGAGAGACAGCAGCGAGAGGAGCUGGAGAAACUGGAGCUGAAAAGGAGGCUGAUCAAAGAGAUGGAGGUGAAGCACCAGAGUGAGAAGGCAGAGCUGGAGCGCCUGCAGCAGGAGGUGGAGAGUCAGCGUAAGGAGUCGGAGGAGGUACAGCAGCGGAUCCUCCGUCAGGAGGAAAGCCUCCGCCGCCGCAGCCAGGACAUCGAGAGCCGCCUGCGAGACUUCCUGGCCGAGAAGGAGCGAUUUGAGGAGGAGAGACGCUCAGAGAUCCAGGGGCCGGACCUCCAGCAGCAGAACCAGCAGGACGAGGGUCGAGCAGAGCAGGAGGAGCAGCGCCGGCAGCAGGAGGCUGCAGAACAGACUGAGAUCUACCGUGAGCUGGAGAGGCUGAAGAGGGAGCGCGAAGAGCAGAAGGUUCGUCUGGAGACUGAGCGGCGGCGGCUGGAGGAGCAGGAGCGGGAGCAGCUGAGCCUGGUGGGGAGGCUGGAGGAACAGCUGAGAGAGAAACACGAGGCUGCAGCCACCAUGCUGACCCGCGAGGACGCACGCCGCCUGGAGGAGGAACGUCGAGCCCUGGCUGAGAUCAGAGAAGCGCUCCUCCGUGCCAAAGAGGCUGGAGAGCGGCCAGAUGUGGAGGAUGCCAGCGAGGAGGCGAAAUCUGCUCAGGCUCGAUACACAGACUUCAAGGAGGCUCAGGUGAAGGAACUGAACCAGCUGGAGGAGGGACUCCGGCAGCAGAGGGAGCGCCUAGAGAAAGAGGUCGCUGCUGAGCGCAGCACGCUGCUGCUCCUCGCCCACGGCCUCAAAGAACGACAACAGCAGCUGAAAGAGGAGCAGGCGAAGGGGGCGCAGGACGCUACAGCUGUCUGCCAGGAGGAGCAGCUGGUCAAACAGGCGGAGCACAGAUUGCAGUUCAAGGAGCGACAGCUGGCCAGCGUGACCGAUGGCCUCCUCCCCGCACUGGCCGAGGAGAAGCAGAGAGCCGCGGAGAUGCUGGAGCGCAGCGGCGGAGGAAGCAACGGGAACUGCGACAGCCCGCCGGGGCUCGACAACACGCUGUACCAGGUGGAGAAGGAGCUGGAGGACAAAGAGGAGAAAUUGAACCUCCACUGGCACAGCGCUCAUCAGCUCCAGCAGCUCCAGGAGACCUUCGAGUUCACGGCUAACGUGGCGCGCCAGGAGGAGAAGGUGAGGAGGAAGGAGAAGGAGAUCCUGGAGUCGAAGGAGAAGCAGCAGAGGGAGGCGAUGGAGCAGGCGGUGGCCCGGCUGGAGAGGAGGCACUCGGCCCUGAGGCGCAGUGUCUCCCUGGAGCCGGACACCGAGGAACAGAGACACAACAGCUCAGUCACCAGGAACCCGAGGACGGGGACCGACCUGGACCAGCAGAGAGUGGAGCGGGAGAUCCAGAAGCUGAGACAGAGGAUCAGUGAAGGGGAAGAAAACAACAGGACUCACUCCAGUAACGAUGAGAAGUCAAGUCACAACAGCUCCCCGGUCAGCCACAUCCAGAGUCUGAACACACUGCUGCCGCUGUCAGACGACAGGAUAAACGCGUACAUUGAAGAGGAAGUCCAGCGAAGGUUACGUAAGAUGAAUCUUCUCAAUGGCAGCAGCAGCAACAUGGAUCUGUCUCUGUCCAGUGAAUCUCUCAAGGAGGAGGAGGAAGUUAGCGACUGUAGCUCUGUUAGAUUAACAGAUGAGGAUGAUGACAAGCUGCAAAACAUUAAUCCAAGGAGGCUUAAAUAUGAGAGAGCCUCCCAGUUUUGGUCUAACUUCCUGCCUGCCCCGGACUACGAGGCAAACUCUCGUCCUCACAUCCAAGAAAACAUGUUGGAAGAACCAGAGAAUGGCCUCUUGCAGCCUCACAGAGAAGAAAAACUAGAAUCCACAGCUGGAGUCUUGAUUGAAAAAGAGGAAGUGCCUAAUAAAGAUGGUGACAAAAACAAAUGGUGGCAAGAAGGAGUGAAUUUUCCUCUAGGAGAAGUGAGCCAAGCUGCUUGUGGACUUGAUCGAUGUUAUAUUGGACAACACGAGUCUUGUGCCACCUCUGCAAAAACCACGACCAACAGAUUUGAUGAAAACGAGAAUAUUACCGAUAAGACGAGAAGCGAUUCUGCCUCUUGUGUUCCUUGUGAUGGUGGUGAUGAUGAUGAUAAAAAGGUUGAAGAUAAAGCAAAGGAACUGCUGGUACAUGGAAGCUCUUAUUCUUACUCAAAGGAAGUAAAACACCAGACAGCAGCAAUGAUAGUAGAAGAUGAAGAACCUUCCAGUGAUCAGUCAUCAACGUUGUUGGACUCUGUCAAUGGCUUCAAUUCAAAGCAAGUGUCGAAGGAAUCCGUUAAUGCUCAAAUAAAACAGAAGAGAGACACAGAUGCUGAGAAGGUGGCAGCCAACAGGAGCUAUUAUUUGGGGUAUUUUGCUGGAAAGCUGUCUGAAGCGUACAAAGACGCUGGUAGAAGGCUGCAGGGCACACGGGACAUCAUUCGAAAUGUACGAGUAGAUGAAAUGAAGGUUGUACUGACUCAGUAUGUGACCAUGAUGUCCAAAGAGCUGCCGCUGGUUCAUCGAAUGCAGCUUAAACCGGAGCCUGAACCUCACGUCCUUGCAGAAAACAAAGUCAGUAAAGUUGAUCUGUCGAGGGAUUGCACCCUUAGUCUUUCUCCGAACUGCACAAUGACUGCGAUCCCGGAGAUUUCUCGAUGGCCCAAAGGCUCUGUGUCGUCUCUCAGAAACACAAGUCCUGAAGUGUUUAAUCAGAAGCUGGUCGAGCUGCCACCAGCCUUGUCUCAGCUACACUCACUUUCAUCCCAGAUGAUCCUUGAAAAGUUGGAAUCUCUGGCUCCUCAAAUUAAAGUCAACAAGCUUUUGAGUAUCUUCUGGCUCAAAACUGCCAACCGUAGGCAGCCGAUCCCAAAGCCUGGGUGCUUGCUUCUGUCAGAAAAGGACGUAAUAGUUCUGUCGAGUGAAACGAAUUCAAUCGACAACUUAAAUCUUUUUCACCAUUUUAGUCUCAUGGAACUCAAGAAGGUCCAGAUUGGUUUGGCAGGGCAGCACCUCCGGCUAAUGGGCUGCACCGAAGACACCGUCUUGGCAGUCUUUACCCACAGCAAAGAGCUUACCCAGGAGUUCUGCAAGGCUUUACUGAAGGUCCUUUCUCCUGAAAAGUUCUCUGAAGGGACUGAAGAUCACCCGUUGCUCUCUGAUGAUCUCAUGGUCCUCUCUCUGGAUUGGAUGUCGACUGUUCCUGACAUCGUCCUGGACAACGGCCCCCACGUCACCUCCAGAUUUAAGCGGGUCCUUGCAGACUUGCUCUACAUCGUCCACGGGAACAUGGACGGUCCUGGCAAACCCUCUCUGGCAAACAUUUGUCCUCUGCUCUACACCAGCGUCAAGGUCAUGAACUCUACCCAUGUGCACCAGAGCGCCAUUUUUCAGUUCCUCCUUACGGACACUCAUGUAGUUCUUCUCCGUGAGGAUGGCAUCUUUCACCCAGUGCCACGGGGCUCCAGUCUGGUCCCUGCCGAGCCCCAGUUCCAGGGGCUCGAACUCCGCAAGCGGUCAGAAAUCAGAUGCCUGCUUGUGAAGCAGCAUGACAACGGGCUGGUGGUAGACAUCACGUUUACAACUCACAAACCGCAAACUCGUGAAAAGUCCAGGCGAGGCUCAGCUGAAGUGCCGGCGGUGUCUCAUCACAGUCGUCAGUGCGACUCCUGGAAGUUGUCUUUCGGUUGUACCUCAGAAGCUAUGAUCUUGAUUAAUCAUCUGUGUGCCUGAGUUAUUUACCUGGAUCAGAAAGAAGAAAUAAUCACAAUGUUUAAUUUAAUUUAAGGAUGUGUUAGAUAGGCUUUUGCCACUUGACAGAAAAAAAUAGCUAAUAGAUAUUUUCUGAAAAGGUGAUUCAAACUGGACACAUUUGAAAGUAUUUUAAAAAUAUUUUUUAAAAUUUUAUAUUUGUUAUUCAAAUGUAAUUAUGUGAUUUUGCCAUUAAGUCCUAAAGAUUGUAUUUUGAAAUGAGGAAGCCCAGACCAUGCUGACAUUAACUGUAUAUAUAUAUUAUCAUAAUGAAUGAGGAUAAUCAGUUUCUAUGUAUUUAUGAAAGUUUUUUGUUUUGGUCAGUUUACUGUUUUUAUUUGUGUUGAUUCCUGUUUAUUCUUGUUUGAUUUCUAAUCUUGUUCAAAGGGACAAUCACUUAAUUUACCUUUUCUAAUGUUAGUAAAACGCUAAUCUACAUCAAUCAUUAGCUAGCUAGUUAGUUACAGAGCUAGCAUUUGCUAACACUAGCUAAAUUAAGAUGUGACUAUAGGUGUUGCUUUUAUCUUUUAACCAUCUUCAAAAUGUGAUUGUCUUUUCAACAUAGAUUAGCUUAGCAUAUAGCAUAUCUAAGUACCGGGACGGAGGAAGUUGACCGAACUUCCAAAAGGGAAAGUUUGAAGAAAAAUUUGCAGCUGCACUUUAAGAGAAAUGAUUGUGAUCUGAUGACUUGAAGAACAUAGUACGAUUUGUAAUAAUGUGAAAUGAUUACAGAAUAAAUAUGAUGUGUUUGAAGUAAUAAUGUUUAAUGUUUAUAAUUAUAUAAAGUGAGAACAGGAUAAUAAAGAUUGAACUUUGUAUAAA